CCGUGCUGUGUGUGUGUUUUAUGUUUGCAGUAAAACACAAGAAGUUUCAUGUAGUCCACUAGGUGCAGCCAUGUGUCCCUGCCUCAAACACUCAAGACUUCUCGCUAACUAACAAACUAACGUGACGGGAAAUGGAGGAAAAAUAAAUCACGCAGAGAGGCGAGACGCUUUAUCUGGGACACAGAACAGCCUGGCGUCGGGUUUGUUUUUCUCCGCGGACCGCACACCGCUUUCCACGGGUUUCAGUGGGUAGGACCCGGGGCAGCUACGAUGUGUGCCCGCUGCUUCCCGAAGCCCCUGUGUGGAAGUGAACCUUUCACCGGAUGAUGGACAGGAACUACCCGAGCUCCAGCUUUGCGGACGCGCUGGCUGCACCACCACAGACCGUAGCUUCAUGGGCCUAUGAGCGCGGCUCAGCCGCUAUCAAGCCAAGUCCCAAUUAUGUUGCACCACACCUUGAUGGAGAGCUCCUCCAGCAGCAAAGCUACACUACGACGCAGCAGCUCCCCACCUACACUACAGCACACAUCCCAGCUGCUGCACGCACACUUGAGUCUACCAAUAAUAAUCCCGUGACCUCAAUCAUGAGCUUCCUGUCAGCCAUGGAGUCAAGAAGUCUUCAGGCUGGUCCUGUUAGUGCCUCGUUGCUUCCUCCUUUUAGACCUCCAUCUUGGACUACUGGUACCAACUCCUCCACCACAGAGCUGUAUCUGUCUGGAGCCCUGCCUUCCACAGCCAGUUUCCCUUCUCCCGCUGCCCUGUCCUCCUUUCAGCACACAGAUGCCUACACAUCCAGGAGCUAUGCUACUAACACGUCCCUAACACUUCCAGAUCUUGCCUUCAGCACUGCCACCAAUGGCCUGUUUUCUCACCAUGACCCACUGCGUCAUCUUAAACCCAGCCAAGCUGUGCUUUCCUCUGCCCUGGCCUUCAAUCACCUCUCUGCGCCUUCUCUGGGCUCAGCUCUGCCUGUACAGUCCUCCACUUACCGCUCGGCCCAGGAGUCAGCCCCCCACCUACUACAGCCCCAGUUUGGCCUUCUUCCUUCUGCUUUGCCUGCCCCUCAUGGUGCCCCCCAGCCCUAUGGGGCUACAGUCUUCACUGACUCUAUUGAUAGAGCUCUACAGCGUGAAUGUAGUGUGAUCAAGCACCACCAGAGGCCUUCAAGUUGCCAUAUGGCCACGGAGCAUAUGCCCAACUCGGAGGACUCCUUGCAGGGAUAUUUUGGUUCUGGCAGUGAAACGGAUACGUCUUAUCAGCAGGACCCCUCCCGUCACACACCAGUGUCCUGCAGCCCAUCUUCGAGGACAGACUCCACACAAGGAGUAAGUGGGUCCCCUCAGCCUAAAAGCGAUUGUGGAACACAACCUUAUUCAUCCAAUUCUUUGCUGAAAAGUGAAGACGGUUCUUCCCGGCUAAAUUCCCACUCUGCAGGGGAUGAAGAGAUUCACACUCAGAACUUGAGAACAGGAUCUCCUGAGCGUUAUCCCUCCCCUGCUCAGAAGCAGAACUCUGUCAUUGCCAAUCAACAAGCAGUCCAGAUAUCUGGCCUUAUGUCAGACAGUUUGUCUCAAAGUUUCAUGGCCCCACAGUCACAGGCCUCCCAUUCCCCCUCAGAGAAGCUCUCCUCGCUUUACACUACCUUGCCGUCCCACUCGAGCCACUGUGAUAGCGUGGCGGCCGUUAGCCAAACUCUUAUUUAUACAUCCACUGCUGGGUUGAGCCCAGAGCAGAUCCAGUACGGAACCCAGGUUCAGAGAUUCUGUGAAGAAGCUUUUUCAGAGAACUAUCCAAGUGCCCCAAAUCUGACGUUUACAUCUCAGCCGCAGGAGCAAGCUUCGGCCACACACUCCCAAAGCUACAACACAGGACAGCCCCUCAACUCUGUGUUUCAGUCCACAUGUGUGCAAAGUCUUUCUACAUCUAAUUCUAUGGUGGAUUAUAGCCUCAUGCAGGAGUCAGUGGGAGGUAAAGCACAUAGCACGGUUUCCCACCAACAAACACAGUCUCACAGUGUUUUAUCCAUACCUUUGCCUACAUACUCUUCACCUGCUCAACCCAUACAGAAUAACAUAAGGUCCUCCAAACAGGAAACUGAGCCAACAUAUGUCAAACAGAAGAUUGAAGAGCUUCCACCCCAGGACAUUGAGACUCUACAGCAGGUGUCCAUGGUCUCUGUUGCUGAUAAUAGCAUAACUUCUCACAACAAUGUCAUCCAUGUGGUUUCAAAAAUGGCUGAUCACAAACCACAGAGUGUUAUUCGAAGCAAUUCUCGCUCUGAUGAACAAUUCCUGGUACUUGGCCAUGCAAGUUUGGCACAGGUAAAGAAUGGACAUGUAGGUGCCAUGACCCAGCGGCAGGUUUGUUUAGGCAGUGUCAAUGGUCACGAAGUUGCUAACUCAGUGGCUUCGAACACCUCUGUUUCCUCACAUGGACCCCUUACUUCAGAGCAGCUUAACCAACAACUCAGAUCCCCUGAACAACACCAACAAAACCAGCAAACCCACGCGGAGUCCCAUAGUCAGAUUCCAGCAGCCCACUCUCAGUUUAUGCCAGUCCCCACCUCUCAGGUACUUCUCGAGCCCAACCAGAUGAUUCUGGUCCAGCAGCCGCUUAUCCACCAAAGUCAGAACACUUCAAAGCUUGUUUCAGUCCAGGGUGUCCAACCAGCACAGUGUUUGGCCCCAGUUCACGUCCAGUACCUCCACAUGGAUCGAGGCCUGCUUUGCACCAGUGUUGUCAAUGAAAACCAGAGUCAGCAGACCAUAGUCAGAUCAGAACCGAGCUCAGAAUGCUCUUCUUCCUCUAAACACCAUUACAGCCAGACAGCAAGUCAGCAGCCAAAUGAUGACAAGAACCAGUAUGCUCUUAACUCCAUUUGCUUUCCAGACUCUAUGCUCCUAGAGGAUGACAGAAAUAUUUUGUCAAAUGUUGACGACAUCUUGGCCGCCACCGUGGCAGCUUGUGGUGUCACACCUCAAGAUUUUGUCAAAGCUACUUCAUCUGCUGAGGCUGAAAUGACUUCAAUGGCAAGUCCUGUUGAUUCCAAAGGUCACCUCCUGACUGUGGAUAUUAGCCAGAUGUCGCCCAGUUUCUCCUCAUCACAACAUCCUGCUGUCACCAACACUCACUCCCACAUGACUAUGAGCAUGACGCAUAAUGGUGUUCAGAUGGCUACCAAUCUUGCCUUAAAUGGAGAUGGAAUGACAUCUGGCAGACAGGUGUUCAACUCCCCAGGUAUUAACAAUGGAGUCCAAGAGAAUACAAAAUGUGCAGAAACACAAGAAUGUCCAGGGGGUGAAGACUUGCCAAAAAAGAAAACACCCUCUAAGUCCUCUACCAAACUAGGGGGUCACGAGGAGGGCGAGGGACUGAAUAGACCGUCCAAGCGCAGUGGACAAACUAAGCGUCAAAACUCACGGGGCAGUGAUGCCAGUUCACCAUCUGCCUCAAAUAGCACACAGGACAGUUGUCCUCAGCAUGAAAGAAUCAGGCAGAAGAUCCGCGAAGUGGAAGAGAAGCAGCCAGAGGUCAAAACCGGCUUUCUUGGCUCCUUCCUAGACUUUAUCAAAUCUGGUCCCAAACAACAAUAUUCCCCAAGCUCUACAAGAACUAGCAGUCGGCCAAGAAAACCUUCCUCCUCCAAACCGUGCACUUUGCCUCCUUUGCCACCCAAAGUACCCACUCUUCCCGGGCCGUUGCUUCCCCAGGAGAGUCCAGGUGUGAGCUCCCAUCAGAAACCUCUGGAAGAGGAUCUGCAUAAGAACCUGGAGACGUUGCCGUCUUUCAGCUCAGACGAAGAGGAGAGCACCGGGAAGAAUCAGGCUCUGAGGAACAGCAUCAGCUCAGCUCUCUCGGCUCUGGACGAGACUUCAGAUCGUAAGAUGAGUACAGAUAACCUAAUUCAGGUUUCAGUGAUGAAGCCAGUCCAGCUUCCCACCAUUCCACUCACCAUCACGCAGAUUUACUUGCCGCCAGUUCCCGCCCCCGCACCAGUGGCCCCUGUGCCAACCACAGUCUCUGCAGGGAAGGAGUUUGUGACCAAAGAGAAGUUAAAAGAGAUGCCGUCAGGCCAGUUGGCCAUGCAGCUUAUGAGCGUGGCCAUGGAGGGGCUGACCGACGAGGAGCCGUCUGACAGUGGGGGAGAGGGGAUGUAUCGAGAAAGAGACGAGUUUGUCGUCAGGAAUGAGGAUAUUGAAACUUUUAAGGUCACAAUGAGGGCAGGAGUUGAGCCUCCGGCUAUUUGGAAGGUCCAGAAAGCAUUGCUGCAGAAAUUUGUGCCUGAGCUGAAAGAUGCAAAGAGAGUCUUUUCUGCCACAAACAGCUAUCUUGGAUACUUUGGUGAUGCAAAGACAAUGUACAAGAGGGUGUAUGUGAAAUUUUUGGAAACGGUUAACAAAAGGGAGUACGUGCGGGUUUGCAGUCGGAAGCCACGCAGCAAGCCUAUGAGUUCACUAAAGGCCAUUCAGAUGAAAGUUUUGCUGGGCCUGACGGACCCACCCUCAUCAGCUUCCCAGAACCAAAAGCCCCGACCCAAACAAGGGAAGCCACGGGCAGAACCACCGCCUAAGAAGAGGAAGAAAUGGAAAGAGGAGUUUUUAUCCACCCCCACAGGAACUUCCGCAGAAGAAGAGUUAAACCCUCCACUUGCUUCAAGGCUCCUCAGCACACGAACUAUGAAGGAGACUUUUAAAAGCUUUGUUGAGCUUCUUAUUAGUGUCGCUUUGGAUGAAGAUGUGUUGAUCACAUUGGAGAGGGCAAAUGAUGAGUUGCUGCUGCCGCAUAUGAAGAAAGUAGAUGGGAUGAUCACUGACAUCAGGAAACGCUUGCUUAACAAGCUGCACAUAGGGCAGGUCUUAAAGACGGCUCUAGACAGCUUCCCGGAGAUCUCAGUAGUGACUGAGCUGAAGAAGGAUGGAGAAACCCCCGCCUUUAAGGUACGUCUCAGUGGAAAGGCCUACAACAAGAAGACCAUGAAGCCCUACAAGGUGCCAAACAAAGUGCCUCAGGAGUUUACAGUGGACCAGCAGAAAACUCAGUGGUUCUCUCUCUACCACUCUUUGCAGCAUUACAAAUACCACACGUACCUCAUAUGUAAGGACGAGAUUGCAUCUCUGCGGGUGCAGGUCGGCAACCUGGGGCAGGAGGAGACCAUCCAUAAGUGCCUGCAGAAUGAAGCCUGGGUCGAAGGGCUAUUUGAUCGCUUUGGAGAGCUAAUCAGUCAAGUGCGGCAGGUCUGCAGAUGAUUUAGCCUGGGCAGACUUGGUUUAAAAAAAUACAAGGGGAAACAAAAGGUGGACGCCUUGAAGUGACCGUGGCAGCAGAGACCAUGUGUGGAGUGGAUAACCCCCUCCAGCUACAGAGAUGUCAGGAGUAAACACAAAGCUGUAAUUUGGUUAACAGGAGACUUCCACAUAGUUCGACUCCUUCUCUUUGUAGGUUUUUAUAGGUUUUAAAGCCCACUUUUUAUGGGCAGUUUUUAUAGCUUUAUGUUUGCUUUUCUACUAUCCUAUUUUUGGCUAUAUGCCAUAUGAUAACCCUUAAUUGUGUUCUAGAUAGAAAAUUAUCGUUAAAGGACGUAAGGUGGAACAAAGACAGAAAUCUGAUUAUGUACCAUUUUAACAAGCCUUCACCAAUCAUUUAAGUAGGCUUACAUACAGAGUUGAUAUAUUGUAAAAUAUAUAUAUAUAUAUAUAUUAAGUAUUACUGUACUGUUUGCCAACUUCACCAUGUGUAAUGUACAUUUUGUAGAAAGAAGAGGGAGGUGAGAUCUGCAGGCGUUCUCCUGAGGAUCAGCUUUAGAGCAUCAGGCGCCUUUUUAAAGGAACCAGCCCAGUUACUGGUUUUAUUUGACAUAAAUCAUUACCUUGAAUUAUUUUAGGGUGAAAUUAAAGGACUAAAAUGUCUUUAUAUUGUUUUAUAUACAAACCCACAUUUUAUGACAAAUAUAUAUUUUUCACAGAAGUAAUUAUUCUUGGAAGACAUUGUUUUUUCGCUGUCUUUUUCAGUUCUCACAAAAGACUGAGUCAGAAAUGUUGAUAUCACUAAUUCUCGUUACUUACAGAUGCAGUUUGUAAAUAAAACGGUGCAUAUAUUGUA
Girardinichthys multiradiatus is the source of this 6099-nucleotide messenger RNA. RefSeq names its product glutamine and serine rich 1 (gene qser1). Lineage: Eukaryota; Metazoa; Chordata; Actinopteri; Cyprinodontiformes; Goodeidae. The transcript has 13 exons. The record is from RefSeq and is a predicted model, not a curated record. The coding region runs from base 324 to 5246 and encodes 1640 amino acids.